CCAUUUUCCGCCGAAAGAAACCACCUUCACAAUAUCCUAUGUGAACUUACAAUAAUAAUCUAUGUUUUCCAACAUAAUUACCGUUACACCAUCACAUUGUCACCAACAAUGGCAUCCAACCAAAACUUAAGAGAUCUUCAAUGGCUUCUGCAAUCAAUUCAAACAGAAAGUCUCAAUCUCAAAAGCAUCUCAUUCCAUCUUUCACAACCAACAUCAUGUUGCCAUCAACAAACUCAUGAUUCCAUUCAUAUAAACAUUUCCACUGCAUCCCAUUUCCAGUUUUCCAACAUUCUCACCCUCCUAUCAUCAUGCUCCAACACCCGAUUUUCGCUACAAAAUCUCGAGUUUUAUCGCGUAGAAUGGGAUGUGGAAGAAGUAAGGAAUCUCGAGAUCUUACUCGAUAAUUCUUCGAAUGUAAAACGGGUUGAGUUCAAGAAAAACAAGCUGAGUUUUGAGUGCAUGGACGGGUUAGCGAAAAUCUUGAAAAAGAAUAAUGUGAUUAAAGAGAUUGUGUUGUCUGAAUCAAGAAUUGGUUCAUAUGGAGCUUGUUUGAUUGCUUCUGCUUUGAAGGUGAAUACUUGUUUAGAAGAGCUGCAAAUAUGGGAAGAUUCGAUAGGGUCAAAAGGGGCAGAGGAGAUUUCGAAAAUGAUCGAAGCGAAUUCGACGUUGAAGGUGUUGACUAUCUUUGACUCGAGUUCGAUCACAGCCACCCCUUUGAUAUCUGCAGUGCUAGCAAGGAACAGAUCCAUGGAAGUUCAUGUAUGGAGUGGAGAACAUGGUAAGGACAGUAGCUCGAAAGUGGUUGAAUUUGCACCAGAAAGUAGCACAUUGCGGAUAUACCGGCUCACGGUUUCAGGGGCAUGCAGGGUGGCUUGUGCUCUGGGGUGGAACACAACGGUCAAAUCUCUUGAUCUAACCGGGGUCCGGUUAAGAUCGCGGUGGGCGAAGGAGUUCCGUUGGGUUCUAGAACAAAACCGGAGUCUAAAGGAAGUUUACCUCACCAAAACAUGCUUAAAAAACAAGGGUGUUGUUUAUGUCGCUGCCGGACUUUUCAAGAAUAGAAGCUUGGAAACCUUGCAUUUAGACGAUAACCGGUUUAACGGGGUUGGUGUUGAACACUUGCUCUGCCCGUUAACCCGGUUUUCCACUCUUCAAAUUCAAGCGAAUAUAACUUUAAAAUCGAUAACAUUCGGAGGGAAAAGAACGAAGAUAGGGAGGGUCGGUUUGAUUGCGAUUUUGCAGAUGUUGAGCAGUAAUCAGACUGUAACAAGAUUGGGUAUAUAUGAAGAUCAAAGUUUAAGACCACAAGAUUUUAUAAGAAUUUUUAAAAAUUUGGAGGGAAAUGUUAGUUUGAAGUGUUUGUCUUUGCAAGGUUGCAAAGGGGUUGAUGGUGAUUUGGUGUUGAAGACCAUAAUGGAGACUUUGCAGGUCAACCCUUGGAUUGAGGAGAUUGAUAUUGCAAGAACCCCACUUCAGAUUUGUGGGAAAGCAGAAGAAAUAUAUCUGAAAUUAGGUCAAAAUGCGAAAUCGGAACAUGAACCUGAAGUUGAUUUGCUCAAGGAUAUGCCUAUGACAGUGCCUAAAAGCUGUAGAAUAUUUAUUUGUGGACAAGAAUUUGCUGGAAAAACCACAUUAUGCAACUCCAUAUCACAAAACCUGUCUUCUCCAAAGCUACCAUACAUUGAUCAAGUCAAAACCCUAGUAAAUCCAGUUGAGCAAGCGAUAAAAACAACAGGAAUGAAAGUAAAAACAUUCAAAGACGAAGACACGAAGCUUUCGAUAUGGAACCUCGGAGGUCACCACGAGUUGUUCUCCGUUCACGACCUCAUGUUUCCUGGGCACGGGAGCGCUUCGUUUUUUGUAGUCGUUUCCAGCUUGUUCCGUAAACCAAACAACAGAGAACCAAAAUCACCAUCAGAGUUGGAAGAAGACCUGCAAUAUUGGCUCAGGUUCAUAGUUUCCAAUUCGAAAAGAGCAGAUCAACAAUGCAUGCUACCAAAUGUAACCAUGGUGCUAACCCACCAUGAUAAGGUGGAUUCGACAUCACUGGAUUUCCAGCAUACCGUAAACGCUGUUCAGAGAGUUAGAGACAAAUUCCAAGGGUACGUCGAUUUCUAUCCAACGGUAUUCACAGUAGACGCAAGAUCAUCCGCUUCAGUGAGUAAACUCACUCAUCACAUCAGAAAAACCAGCAAAACCGUCCUGCAAAGAGUCCCAAGAGUCUACGAACUCUGCAACGAUCUCAUAACAAUAUUAUCCGAUUGGAGGUCGGAGAAUCACGAAAAACCAGCGAUGAGGUGGCGAGAAUUCAGUGAGUUGUGCCAGAUUAGAGUCCCGUCUCUACGAGUUCAAUCGAGAAGCAGUCAAGUAGUAAAAAGAGUAGAGAUGCGGCGAAAGGCAGUAGCCGCGUGUCUUCAUAGUAUAGGAGAGGUGAUAUACUUUGAAGAAUUGGAGUUUUUGAUCUUGGAUUUCCAGUGGUUUUGCGGUGAGGUGAUCGGUCAGCUAGUGAAGUUAAACGUUAGAAAAACAAGCUCUAAUGAAGGCGUUAAAGGUGGAUUUGUGAGUAGAAAAGAGUUGGAGAAGAUUCUGAGAGGAAGUUUACAUAGCCAGAUUCCUGGGAUGGGUUCCAAGAUUUUUGGGAACUUGGAUGCUGGUGAUCUGGUGAACAUGAUGCUGAAACUGGAAUUGUGUUAUAGACAAGAUCCAUCUGAUCCGGAAUCUUUGCUGCUGAUUCCUUCUCUUCUAGAAGAAAACAGAACACGGAUACCGAUAUGGCAGUUGGUUACAUCGGAUUGUGUUUUUGCAGGAAGACAUCUUGAAUGCCAUGAUUCGAGUCACAUGUUCCUCACCCCCGGGUUCUUCCCAAAAUUACAGGUUCAACUACACAACAAAAUCAUAGGACUCAAGAGCCAACACGGAGCAACGUACAGUCUAGAAAAACACCUCAUCUUGAUAAACAUCAACGGAAUCCACAUCCGAGUCGAGCUAGGAGGACAACUCGGGUACUAUAUUGACAUUCUCGCUUGCUCAACCAAAAACCUAACCGAAACCAUUAAGCUCUUUCGAGAACUUCUUUACCCACCAAUUCAAAACCUCUGUCCGGGGUUGACUUUGACCGAAAACGUCAUUCGUCCCGAAUGCGUCAAAAAUCUAACACCCCCACGAUACCGAAAAACCCAAUAUGUACCACUCCCUUAUUUAAAACAGGCUUUGCUCUCAGUUCCAGCAGACAGCAUGUAUGACUAUCAGCAUACUUGGAGCCCAGUCUCAGAUUCGGGUCGACCCGUAUUGGGAUCCGGGUUUGACUUUGCUCGAGAUCUACUAUCCGACGAUGACUUCAGAGAAGUACUUCAUAGAAGGUAUCAUGACCUUUAUAAUCUAGCUGUGGAGUUACAAGUGCCUACCGAUUCGGACAUUAAUCGUCCUCAACAAGAUGAACCCGGUAAAGUUGACCCGUCAUUUGCGGGGAUUGCUAAAGGGGUAGAAGAGGUGAUUCAGAGGCUCAAGAUCAUCGAGAUGGAAAUCCGAGACUUGAAACAAGAAAUCCAAGGGCUGAGAUACUACGAACAUAGGCUAUUAACCGAGCUUCAUCGAAAGGUUAAUUAUAUAGCGAAUUAUAACGUUCAAAUAGAAGAAAGAAAGGUUCCAAACAUGUUUUACUUCGUGAAAACCGAGAAUUACUCGAGGAGAUUGGUAACGAAUAUGAUAUCUGGGAUGACUGCGCUUCGGCUUCACAUGCUGUGUGAGUUCAGAGGCGAAAUGCACGUUGUUGAAGAUCAAAUGGGGUGUGAAAUGAUGCAGGUAGACAACAGAGCAGUGAUUUCUUUAGCCCCGUACAUGAAAGGGUUCAUGAAACUGUUGACGUUUGCAUUGAAAAUAGGAGCUCAUAUAGCUGCAGGAAUGGGGGAGAUGAUACCGGAUUUGAGCAGAGAAGUUGCGCAUUUGGCGGGAAACCCGCUUGUAUAUGGGGCAGCGGGUAUGGCGGCAGCGGGGGCGGUUGGGGUGGCCGCUGCUGGCGGGAGCAGCAGCAGAGGGAGGUCGACCGAUAUUCAGCAAGAUAUGAAAGCAGCACAGCAGUGGGUUGUGGAUUUUUUACGGGAAAGAGGGUGCUCUACGGGGAAAGAUAUUGCGGAAAAGUUUGGACUGUGGAGAGUUAGAUAUAGGGAUGAUGGUCAGAUUGCUUGGGUUUGCAGACGUCAUAUGUAUACUCGAGCAAAUGAAAUAUUUGAGGUACCAAUGUGACAAAAAAGAUGGAGAUAGAGGGUUUGGUAGUUUCAGAUCACACCAUCUUUGUAUUUAUCUAUCCUUGUAUUUGAUACUAGCACUAUGUAAUAUAAAUGCUCAUUGCAUAAAGAUCAAGUAGAAUGUCCAUCAAGUUUAAGUUCUUAAGAAGUGAAAUAGCUAAUGUCUCAUCUUUACGAUAA
This is a messenger RNA of Helianthus annuus (common sunflower), 4424 nucleotides long. RefSeq names its product protein TORNADO 1. The record is from RefSeq and is a predicted model, not a curated record. The transcript has 5 exons. Lineage: Eukaryota; Viridiplantae; Streptophyta; Magnoliopsida; Asterales; Asteraceae. The coding region runs from base 109 to 4242 and encodes 1377 amino acids. Gene Ontology annotation, molecular function: protein binding.